CUGCCGCCGCCGCCGCCGCUGCCUCUGCUACUCGGACUUCUGCUGGCGGCCGCGGGGCCAGGCGCGGCGCGGGCCAAGGAGACGGCAUUCGUGGAGGUGGUGCUGUUCGAGUCGAGCCCGAGCGGCGACUACACCACCUACACCACCGGCCUCACGGGCCGCUUCUCGCCGGCUGGGGCCACGCUCAGCGCCGAGGGCGAGAUCGUGCAGAUGCACCCACUGGGCCUAUGUAAUAACAAUGAUGAGGAGGACUUGUAUGAAUAUGGCUGGGUAGGAGUGGUGAAGCUGGAACAGCCAGAAUUGGACCCAAAACCAUGCCUCACUGUCCUGGGCAAGGCCAAGCGAGCAGUACAACGGGGAGCUACUGCAGUCAUCUUUGAUGUAUCUGAAAACCCAGAAGCCAUUGACCAGCUAAACCAAGGCUCAGAAGAUCCACUCAAGAGGCCAGUGGUAUAUGUGAAGGGUGCAGAUGCUAUCAAGUUGAUGAACAUUGUCAACAAGCAGAAAGUGGCUCGAGCAAGGAUCCAGCACCGCCCUCCUCGACAACCAAUUGAGUACUUCGACAUGGGCAUGUUCCUGGCUUUCUUUGUGCUCGUCUCCUUAGCCUCCCUCAUCUUCCUUGUCAGAAUCAAGCUGAAUCAGCGACGUCAGAAUUCCAUGAACAGGCUGGCUGUGCAGGCUCUAGAGAAGAUGGAAACCAGAAAGUUCAACUCUAAGAGCAAGGGGCGCCGAGAGGGGAGCUGUGGGGCCCUGGAUACUCUCAGCAGCAGCUCCACAUCCGACUGUGCCAUCUGCCUGGAGAAGUACACCGAUGGAGAGGAGCUGCGAGUUAUCCCCUGUACUCACCGGUUCCACAGGAAAUGCGUGGACCCAUGGCUGCUGCAGCACCACACCUGCCCCCACUGUCGGCACAACAUCAUAGAACAAAAGGGAAGCCCAGGUGCCGUGUGUGUGGAGACGAGCAACCUUGCCCGUAGUCGGCAGCAGAGGGUGACCUUGCCAGUACAUUAUCCUGGUCGUGUGCACAGGACCAACGCCAUCCCAGCCUACCCCACAAGGACAAGCAUGGACUCCCACGGGAACCCUGUAACACUGCUGUCCAUGGACCGGCAUGGGGAGCAGAGCCUCUAUCCUCCACAGACCCCCACCUAUGUCCGUGGCUACCCACCCCUACAUCUGGACCACACUCUGGCUACUCACCACUGCGGCCUGGAGCACCGGGCAUACUCUCCAGCCCACCCCUUCCGCAGGCCCAAGUUCAGCAGCCGCAGCUUCUCCAAGGCAGCUUGCUUCUCCCAGUAUGAGACCAUGUAUCAACACUACUACUUCCAGGGCCUCAGCUACCCGGAGCAGGAGGGCCAGCCCCCACCUAGCCUCCCACCCAGAGGCCCGUCCCGUGUCUUCCCACCUAACGGAGGCAGCAGCCUGCUCUUCCCCACUGUGGUGCACAUGGUCCCACCCACCCACCUGGAGAGUGGCAGCACGUCCAGCUUCAGCUGUUACCAUGGCCACCGUUCCAUGUGCAGUGGCUACCUGGCUGACUGCCCAGGUAGUGACAGCAGCAGCAGCUCUGGCCCGUGCCACUGUUCCUCCAGUGACUCUGUGAUGGACUGCACUGAGGUCAGCAACCAGGGUGUUUAUGGGAGCUGCUCCACUUUCCGAAGCUCCCUCAGCAGUGACUAUGACCCCUUCAUCUACCGCAGCCGGAGUCCCUGUCACACCAGCGAGGCAGGGGCUUCAGGCAGCUCAAGCCGAGCGCCUGCCGUGUGCCUUGAGGGCUCCCUACCACCCGAGGAGCUCCUAACAGCACAUAGUUAUGGUGCUGGAAAGGGAGAGCCAUGGCCAGGCCCUGCCUCUCCCUCAGGGGACCAGUUGUCUACCUGUAGCCUGGAGAUGAACUAUAGCAGCAACUCCUCCCUGGAGCACAGGGGGCCUACCAGCUCUACCUCAGAUGUGGGGCUUGAGGGUUCUCCCGGGGCUGCGCUGGACCUCAGGAGGACCUGGAAAGGGGGCCUAGAGGGGCCAUCAUGUGUCUGCUGCUGUGAGCCUCAGCCCUUUGCACUGGGGCCUGGUGCAGGAGCAGCUGGCAAUGGCAGCACCUUGUUCCUGAGUGCCCCCCUCCAUGAGGGUUGCAGCCACACAGGAGGGGAGUUACAGCCAGGAAGUUCCCAGGGCCUGUAUGGCCUUCACCCAGACCAUUUGCCCCGGAUAGAUGGGGUGAAAUAUGAGGGCCUGCCUUGCUGCUUCUAUGAAGAGAAGCAAGUGGCCCAUGGUGGUGGAGGGGGCAGCGGCUGCUAUACUGAGGACUACUCAGUGACUGUGCAGUAUACACUUGCUGAAGAGCCCCCACCCAGCUGCUACUCAGGGGCCCAGGACCUGAGCCAGCGCAUCCCCAUCAUUCCAGAGGAUGUAGACUGUGACUUGGGCCUACCUCUAGACUGCCAAGGGACUCCUAGCCUCAGACCCUGGGGUAGGACGCCAGGCCUGGAUGCCCUGCGGCCCCACAGGAGCUUGGGAACAGCCCAGGAAGAGGAGCAGGCUCCAUGCUACCAGGCUGAUGUGCUGCUGCAGCCUGGCUGUCUUCCAGAGGGGGCAGGUGCCACCAGGGCCAGCCUCCCCAGUGCCCCCCAGGACACUCAGGAGUCCAACGCCCCAGGUGCUGAGGCUGCAGGACCAGGAUCUCGCCCAGCAGAAGGCAGCGGCACAGGAACCUGAGCUCAGAAGGAACUGUUAUUGAAAGUUGGGAACUGUCAGACUCUGACUUCCUUCAAAAAAAAAAAAAAAAGAAAGAGAAAAAAAGAAAAAAAUUUUUAGCUUUGACAAACACAUAAAAGUGGUAAUAAAGAGAGCCCUCCUUUCAACCCAAAAUGUGAGCCACCUGUGGCAAAAGUCUCCUCUCCCAUUAACAAACCAACAGACAAAAUUCUGAGUCCUUUGCCUCUUUUGAUAACAUGUUAUUCUUCUGUUUUGUAAAAUGUGUGCUUGGGGUUACAAGGUGUGUGGGAUUGAGUUCUCUGCUUUGUUUCUUUUUUAAAAGAUAUUAUAUGUAAAUGUAAAAAGAUAUUUAAAUAUAUAUUUUAAAGAACCCUAACCACCAGUUUUUGCUGAAAAAGAAAAAAAUCAUUGCUGCAUUAAAUGAACCACAUCAUGUGUAGAUACUCUUGUCUCCCUGGAGGGAGCUCAGGCCUUUGAAAAGCUCAGGGCUACACCUGCCUUAGAAAAUGAACCAGAAACUUGAAGUGAAGAUAGUUAAUAUGGGUACAAACUCUGAGGAACAAUGUAAAGCUGCCUCUUUGUUUCUCGUGGCAAAUCCAAAUGUACAAAAUGUCAGGUCUUGGAAGCCAUGCCUCUCCAGCCUGUACCUUUAGACAGGGGAUGGAAAUGGCUAUGAAUAGGCCAGAAAGUCUGCAGCACUAGGGAGCUGGGUCAAACCAUUGCUGCACAAGCCUCAGCAAGACAAGGACAGUUCUGCCCAGUAUCCUUAAUCUGUCCCUUUGGGUCAUCCCAAAUGAAACGAGUUCACAAUCCUGAUCAUGGCAGAGGCUCAGAUCAUAAUAAGGGCAGUGUUCUUGAGGACCUCCACCUGAACUGUAACCCCUGGGGCAGAGAAGAGAAAGCUCUGCCUCUGUUCUUGACUUUGGAUUCUUUUGGAAAUAUAUUUUGGGCUUCCUGCCACUGGCUAUGAAAUGGUUAGACAAGGAGUGUGGGCAAACACCCAGAAAGAAUGUAGUUUUUGUGGCCUUGGUGUCUGAUGGGGCUGGGGGAGAUUGCUCUCCAAGUACCUUGCAGCACACUACCCUUUGGAGAAGGGAUGCAGGGCACGCCUGUGCACAUGCUCUGUGGAGGGAGGGGCCAAGCACCUUUGGCUGCUGUUUCUUUGGGCUGCCUUCCUUGGGGUAGGACUUCAGACCCCAUGGAGGAGGGUCUGAACCCUGAGCUCCCCUUGAAUGAUACUUUUCCCAUCCCAUUUUCCCACAAAAGCCCCACUUCAGGGUUAUUCAGCCCUCUGCCUCAUGGCUGAAAUUGCUCAUCUCACCUGCAAAUGUCUACUAUCUACCUAAUGCACUAUUAUAAAUUGAUUCUCCAUGAGAUAGGCUAUCAGAUAGUUUAGACCCAAAGGGUAGUUUUUUGUAUAUUUUUCCAGCCUUUUGCUUUUCUAAGGGGCAGGGAGAGCUUUUAAAACCCAAACCAUUUUUUAAAAGAGAAGUGUUUCAUUUUUAAAAGGGAGAGACUCUAUUUAAAACUACUUCAGAUCAGGGAUUAUCAUCCUUUUUGUCCAGUUUAUUCCUUCUUGUUCUUGAAACUAGUCACAUUAGCCUUUAUGUUCACUAACUCUUCUGAUCUCUCUCUCUCUCUUUUUUUUUUCAUAUAGCAGAUGGUUGUUGCCAUUUGAAAGAGCGUGGCCCAUUGAGUAUCUAAAAGCUCAUUUGAGAAUAGGAACCUUGGGACCUGGCUCCCUAUAGAUGAGGAUAGGGAUCACCCUGGGAUGUCAGAAGACUUACUGACCCCUCUCCAGUCAGGCACUCAGAAAGUCAGCCCAGGGUCCAGACUGGAACUUUUUUUUUUUGGUACCUGGGAUCGAACUCGGGACCUUGUGCUUUCAAGGCAGAUGGUGGAACCACUGAGCUAAAUCCCCGGACUGAGACUGGAACAUUUUGAAUAAAAGUCUCACUAUAUCAGAAUGCUUUUAAGACUCCAACCUAUUAUGAGGAAAUUAUUUCUAGCCAGGAUUUGACAGAAGGAAAUCCCAACAUCAAGCCAUUUGCCAUUUAGGAACUCACAGUGGUGAGAUUUAUCCUCCAGCCUCUGGGGUACACUCUCUUGGGGCCUGCUCCCCUGGGCUGUGCCUAGCACACCUGUUGGUAAGGGUGUGAGAAGCGCCUAAGCUGUUGACAUGGGAUCAGGGCCGCCUUUAUUUCUGAGGCCAGGAGUAGCAGCUGCUAAGAAUAACAGCUUGCAUUACAUGGUUUUAGGGAGCGGGUGGGGCAUGACUUUUAACAUGAACUGCAAAAAGCAGCUUCUCAUUGUUGAAUUUUUGUUGUUGUUUGUGGUUUUGCUUUUUCAGUUUUAAUGCCUUUGAGUGCAUAUUAUCUUCCUUUUCUGAAACCCUACCCCCAAAGUGGCUUUCUUUAGCCCUAGCUAGAAAACCACCCCUCAGUAGCCUUAAGCAGUAAAUAGAUGAGAAAAUUUGGCUGCCAAUGGAUUUAUUAAAGUAAACACAUCAAUUUUUAUUUGAAAGACUGAUAACUAUAGACAACAAAAAGGACUAUUUAAUUUUUGUACUGUAUAGGUGGAAGAAACAAUGAAAAUUUAAAAAUCAAGCAUCACCUUUCAAAUUUGUAUUGGCUCAUUAAACAGGAAGGUCACUGGAGUAAAAUAACCAACUAUCUUAUUGCAUCACUAUUUUAAUCAUAUGAACUGUCUUUGAAGUUUGAAGGCUCCAAUUAUGGUGGCAAGCACCUUUGUGGUGUGUGGUAGUUGUAUAGCCAGGGAAACAGGAGCAUCCCACUUUCCACUUGGAACCACCCCUUCCCCCAAAUUGGGAUGUGACAAUAGGACAUGGUCUUGGGGCCUUGUCCUGUGUAUAGGACAGCCAUGUAAACUGAAGAAUUCUAGAACCAGCUGAACAUGGAAGUCUGAGCAUUCUGACCUCCAGGGUACCUCUGUGGACACAGACCCAGUAAGCUGGCUUUAACUGUCCUCCAAGCUUCUUUAUUAAGUUCUGUCUCCUGUUCCACUGUUCAGACUCUCCCAUAUAUACUUCUGGUCUCUACUCAAGGUUCAUGCUUUCAAAAUGAGGUCUAAAAAAUAAUUACUAAUCAAGAGUAUUGUCUUUGCAACAGAGCUGCCUUUUUCUAUUCUUUGUAUAAACUCUUGUGUUGGUCUAAAAAGGCACUAUUUAAAAGAAUUUUUUAAUUUCUUCCAUGGCACUUAAAAUAUUUUAUAAAGACUUUGCUGUAAAGAUUUUGUAAUUAAACAAUCUAAGGGCUCCUUUUCCAACAUUACCAUUUUUUAAAAAUGUUUUAAAAGCUAGAAAACAACUUAUGUAUAUUCUGUAUAUGUAUAGCAGCACAUUUCAUUUAUGGAAAUAUGUUCUCAGAAUAUUUAUUUACUAAUAUAUUUAUCUUAAGCCAUGUCUUAUGUUGAGAGUGUGACAUUGUUGGAAUAAUCAUUGAAAAUGACUAACACGAGGCCCUGUAAAUACAUGAUAAUUGCACACAGAUUUUACAUAUUUGCAGACCAAAAAUGAUUUAAAACAAGUCGUAGUCUUCUAUGGUUUUGUAACAAAUUGUACAAAUGACUGUAAAGAAAAUACAAUUUUAUCAACUAUGUGUUA
This is a messenger RNA of Heterocephalus glaber (naked mole-rat), 6337 nucleotides long. RefSeq names its product zinc and ring finger 3 (gene Znrf3). Lineage: Eukaryota; Metazoa; Chordata; Mammalia; Rodentia; Bathyergidae. The record is from RefSeq and is a predicted model, not a curated record.